GCCGAGUCAGCUGUCGCUCGAGUCUGUCGUCAUCCGGAGCGUCUGCAAGCGGACUCCUCGGGCACUGCAUGCUUGCACUCCGAUUACUUCGACAAACAUGAAGCUCGCAGCGGUCGCAGUCCUGCUUGUGUGUGCUUGGCACCUCGCUCUACUUGGAGAUGCCAAACAGAUUGCUGCACGACAGGACGCUGAGGAGGGAACCGAUGCUAGUGGUGACGACGUCACAGCAAUACCCGGGCUACGAAAAUCUCACAAGCCCAUGCAUGGUCGUGGCCCUCCCAACCACCCUCCAAACAUACACGCACAUAAGAACGAAGGCGCCUCUGCGACAGGCACUGGGGAAGCCUUGUUCCUGACACCCUUAAUCAAGGAAGGAAAACUGGAUGAAGCCAAGUACAAAAGCAAAGUGGGCGCGCUCGGUGCUGAUAUAGAAGUGCCUGGCUUCUCUGGCUACAUAACCGUCAACCCGCAGUACAACAGCAACCUCUUCUUCUGGUUCGUGCCAUCCUUGAGCGAUCCUGAGAAUGCCCCGGUGAUACUGUGGAUGCAAGGCGGUCCGGGAACGACGUCCAUGCUGGGCUUCUUCGCUGAAAACGGGCCGUACAUUCUGUCGGCGGACGGUGCGGAGAUCAGGUACCGCGAGAUCAACUGGGCGUCGCGCUACUCGAUGCUCUACGUGGACCAGCCCGUAGGCACGGGCUUCAGCUUCACCGAGAACGAAGCUGGCUACGCGCGCAACCAGACCGACGUGGGACGUGACAUGCUAGAGUUUCUACAGCAGUUCUUCACGCUUUUCGGAGAACUGGCCCAGAACGGCCUCUACCUUUCCGGAGAGUCCUAUGCCGGCAAGUACGUUCCGACAGUCGGAGCCACAUUGCACCAGAAUGCCGACACUAUGCGGGUGAAAAUCAACUUCAAGGGUAUCGCCUACGGCAAUGGCAUAACAGACCCAAUCAACAUGUUGGGUGUCGCCGAUUUCAUCUACCCGAUCGGACUUAUGAGUCGAAGCGCCGCCGAAUACAUGUCGAGCGCCACUCGAGAGGCGGAGCAGCACAUCCGGGCAGGCAACACUGCCGAAGCCUUUAAUCUCAUGGAUAGGAUGUUCUUCGGAAUCGUGACUAAGGAGGACACGUACUUCAAGAACGUCACUGGGUACAGUUACUACUACAACUACUUGACCAGCACCGAGCCCAAGGGCACCAGGGCGUACAAGGUCUUCUUGCCGAAGCCUCAAGCUAGGCGCGCCUUGCACGUGGGCGACAUGGAAUUCAGCAUUACGCGUGACGUCGUGGCCGGGCACUUCUACGACGACUUCAUGCGCUCGGCCGUACCGCAGUUCACCGAGGUGCUUGAGAACGGCUACAAGGUUCUCGUCUACAGCGGUCCGCUCGAUAUCUGCGUGCCCACGAUCAUGACCGAGAACUUCCUCGCGCACGUAGCCUGGUCACACGCAGAUGACUGGAGCCACGCUGUCCAACACCCGUGGUGGAGCGCCGAUGGUGAGCACCUGUACGGUUACAAGAGGACGUUCAAGAACCUCAACUACGUGGUGGUGCGCAAUGGCGGCCACGAGCUGCCACUCGACCAGCCCGAGGCCAUGCUGGAGCUCAUCACGGCCUUCAUAGAGGACACAGAGCCAUUCACCGACGAGCCGACGACAACUGUAGAGUAGGUGCCUAACAUCGUCUAACUCCACGCUGUUAAUGUUCUCGUGAUUGUUUCAAAACAAACGUCUGGGACGUGACGUUCAACUUCGAUAUCCAUGUAUGUUUUGAUAAAGGUUUACGUGGGUUUUGGUCACCUGCAGAGUAAUUUAUCGGCCUAGUGGUUAAAGAUUCACCGCCUUGGGAGGUUCAUGCCACUGGCUGUAAUUCCAUGGCUAUUGCUGUACGAAAAUUUCCCAGAAGGCACCCGCAGAGAUGGCACCAGCGUAGCGUAGUGGGCAAAAAAAAGUGCACGCAAUGGAAUGUACGUGUAACGUAGAAUGUAAAAGUUUGGACUAGUUGGCUGGUGAUCCUUAACAGAGCUUAAAUAACUAAUCUACAUGUAAACAAAGUAAGCAAUGCACGUAUACUCCUGCUUUUUAUUUACCUUGGCUAGGAGUACGUCAUCAAGCUUCAUGCAUUGUCAAGGAAUGUAAGUUCGGUUCCAACUCACUGACUCAUCUCUUCCUGCUCUUUCAAUUCUACUUGUACUAGUUUUCCGGCAUCUGAAGGAUAUUAUUUAAAUGUAAGAGUUAAUUUCCGCUAUUCUCAAUCGCUAUGGCUUCGUCACUCACACGCCAUGGUGUGGCUGUGCUGCAUCACAAAUAAAGUCACUUUCACUGCCCCA
Molecule: messenger RNA, 2331 nt
Organism: Rhipicephalus microplus (southern cattle tick)
Lineage: Eukaryota; Metazoa; Arthropoda; Arachnida; Ixodida; Ixodidae
Product: venom serine carboxypeptidase
Biological process (GO): proteolysis
Molecular function (GO): serine-type carboxypeptidase activity
Source: RefSeq, a predicted model, not a curated record